AUGACCCGUGUCCUUCCUCUCCAGAUCAGUCGCUCCUUGACUCGACGAUGGCCGUGCCGCGAAUCGCAGAUCCAACAGCUUGCUGCCCUGCUCAGUCCCCAUUCCCCAAGUCCGCCCUCGUUAGUCCUCCAUGGAAUUUCCGCAACAUGCAAGUCCACGAUUACGCGCGCCGUUUUGGAAGAGCUACAAGUUCCAUAUACGAUUAUCCGCUGCGCAGAGUGUAUAACUGGGAGACAUCUCCUGACGAAAAUCCUGUUAGAAACGCUGCGCGCCCUCGGACUGGAGGCUGAAUGGGAGCGGUUCGGCAAGGGCAAGUGCGAGCAUGUGAGCACGCUUGUGGUGCUGCUGUCGGAUAUUCUUUCGUCGUCGGCGGCGAGCAGCAAAACGGGAGAGAAUAAUGGGACGAAUAAGUUUAUUUUGGUGUUGGAUGGGAUUGAUAAACAACGAGAAGCGUCCCAGAUGUUGCUUGCUGCGUUGGCAAGGCUGGGAGAAGUGAUUCCGGCUUUGACUGUCGUGCUUAUUUUGAAUACCUCGCCUCGUCCGCUCUUUUUGAGUUCGGCGGGCGUGCCGCAUAUUACAUUUCCUCCUUAUACUCGCAAAGAAGCCAUUACCAUCAUCACUGCUUCGGAACCACCUGUGGUGGAUGGGGUUUCCAAGGAUACAGCUUCGAGGAUUUACCCACAGUUUGUAUCGACCGUGUAUGACUCCUUGGUUGGUCCCACGGCUGGGACUAUUCCAUCAUUUAGAGUUGUUUGUGAACGACUAUGGCCUCGCUUCGUCCAGCCUGUGUUGACCGAGGCUCCACCAGGAGACAGCGAAGAUUGGGAUUUUACAAGACUCUUGGUCCGGAAUCGAGCCAUGUUCAAGGUGCAAGGCGAGACUAUGCUGGUUCAUCGCAUCGUUCCGGACGAAGCUGGCAGCAACCAAAAACCACUUGCCUUGUUAUUGGCGCCAAAACCACCCUCGCUACCAUACUUUCCAACUCUUGUCUUGACAUCUGCCUACGUGGCAUCUCAUACUCCGCCGCGACUGGACACAAUUUUCUUCUCCAAGUUCUCCUCGUCUUCUCUAUCCGCGAGAAACAAACGCUCGCAUCACAGAAGGCGGCUGAAACUUCUCUCUCAGCCACGGAUGGACGACGAAAAUGACGACCUAUCGACGCCGAAAAAAGGUAAGCGUGUCAAGACAAAAAUCACAAAGACAAUGCUCGACUCUGCCUUUGUAAAGUCAUCCGCGACAACUUCUGCAGCAGGCAGCGGUGGCGCCGGGAACGCCUUGACAGGUCCCUCCACGAUCCUCACAGCGCGUCCAUUCACGCUUGAGCGCUUAAUCGCAAUUUACCAUUCCAUUGACCCGAACCCACCCUCUAAUCCUGUUCGUGCGCCUACCAUGGCGGAUUCGAUCUACGCCGAGCUCGCCACGUUGCGUCGGCUGCGCCUGGUUGUGCCGUCUGGCAGUGCAAAUGUCGGCGGCAGCGCGGCGACAGCGACUUCAGCAGACGCGGGUGAGAAGUGGUGUGUGAAUAUUUCUGGGGAUUGGAUCGGCGAGCUCGCCAAGGGGAUAGGUGUUGAGGUCGGAGAGUGGCUUGCUGGAGGGUUGGAUUAA
Talaromyces rugulosus is the source of this 1605-nucleotide messenger RNA. RefSeq lists its product as uncharacterized. Bases 1 to 1605 code for a protein of 534 amino acids. Gene Ontology annotation, molecular function: DNA replication origin binding. The transcript is spliced from 3 exons. NCBI's taxonomy places the organism in Eukaryota, Fungi, Ascomycota, Eurotiomycetes, Eurotiales, Trichocomaceae. The record is from RefSeq and is a predicted model, not a curated record. Gene Ontology annotation, biological process: DNA replication; DNA replication initiation. Gene Ontology annotation, cellular component: nucleus; nuclear origin of replication recognition complex.